AUGAACAAAUGUGAAAUUCUUGAUAUUUUAGCAAAUUCAACUGGAAAUAUUGAACGUCUUGAAGAGAUUGAAAAAGAAUUGGAAAACAAAAACAACAAUCCGAACAAUACUGAAACAGAAGAACAAAAAAAAGAGCGUGCAUUUCAACAAGUUUUAGUUUCUUUUGUCGUCGAACGAACAUUUGCUGAAAGAGAUAAAGAACUUGAAAAACAAUUGAAAUUAGAUACCAAAAUUGGUAAUGUAUUAGUCAUUGGAUUGCCGAAAAGUGGAAAGAGUACAAUGUUAAAAACUCUUAAAACAAAUACAAGUGGUGAUUUAGUAGCAAAUGGUGAUAAUAACGAUAAUAAAGAUCGUGUUUUAAAAAGUGUUUCAGGUGUUAACGUUGAUGCAAUAAUUUUUCUUAUCGACGCGAUCAAUCCUCAUGUUUUUUUACAAGCUAAAAAAGAAUUAGCAUCACUAAUCGACGAUCUUGCCCUAUUCUUUCCAGUGUUUUUUUUAACGGACGAAGAAAAUCUCGAUUCGUUCAAAAAAUUAUUGUUUGAUAAUGCUCUUGGUAAUAUAGAGUCAUCACCACAUACAGAUAAACAACGUCGAUGGCGUGCUAAGAAAAAAGAGCAACAUCAUCGUACUCAAUUAUCUCUACAUCGUUUACUAGUUGAACAAAUGGUAAAUAACUUAUUUUAA
This is a messenger RNA of Rotaria sordida, 684 nucleotides long. Lineage: Eukaryota; Metazoa; Rotifera; Eurotatoria; Philodinida; Philodinidae. The record is from the annotation of a GenBank genome assembly.